This is a messenger RNA of Magnusiomyces paraingens, 1464 nucleotides long. RefSeq lists its product as uncharacterized. Gene Ontology annotation, molecular function: pentosyltransferase activity. NCBI's taxonomy places the organism in Eukaryota, Fungi, Ascomycota, Dipodascomycetes, Dipodascales, Dipodascaceae. The record is from RefSeq and is a predicted model, not a curated record. Bases 1 to 1464 code for a protein of 487 amino acids. The transcript has 2 exons.
AUGUCAGCUGCUGGGUUUACUGUUGUUAAAGAAUCAUCCAAAUCAUUUGCGCGUCAUGGCGUGUACUCCUUUGGCUCUGGUUCCAAAGCUAAGAGUAUUGAGACACCUAGUUUUAUCAUGCCUACUUCUCGAGGUGUGAUUCCGCACAUGACACCAGACCAUAUUGAGAAUAAGACGGAUCUUUCUGGUAUUACAGUUGGUGCCGAGGAUUGGCUAGAGAAGCUUCCUGAGGAACCCCCAUUGCUCAAAUAUACUGAUGGCCCCUGCCGCGAUCUUAUGAAUAUGCCGACAGAUCUUCCAGUUUUUGUUUCGGUAAGACGAUCUGUUCCCGUACAGCUUGUAAAGUCGAACGGUGAUAAGUACGUAGGUAUUAUGACAUCUGAGGGUGCACGCGAGCUGAAGCUACAAGACUAUUUCCGUUUUGUGUCAAAGUUUGAGCCCGAUGCUGUGAUCUCGGUGGCUGAUUUGCCUUCAUUCUCGCAGCAGAAUCAUGGUGAAUGUGGAAAUGGAGAAGAUAUUGCGCGUGGGCUGAUUCCUCGACCUGGUGGGAACCGUGUCAAGAAGAUGGUUUUCAGAACUGAGCGAUGGAUGGAGAACUUACAAGAAUACCUAACUCAGCACUCAUACAAGCCGGCAGUCUUUGCACCAGUGUUGCCAUAUGUUGAUUUGAGAACUCAGGGUGCAUACAUUGAUUAUGUUCAAAGUCUGAAUGAGAGUGGGAAAAUUUCAGGGUUGACACUAUGGUCAUACUUUGGCAACUCCAAGGACCGAGAGCCUUCGAAUGGGGAGGGAGCAAGCGAGGAAAAGCAAAAUACUUUAUGGAGUAACGUUGUUGAUGCAUUGAAGGAGCGUGGGCUGGAUAAGCUUGUGAGAUACAAUAAUGCUGUCUUGGAGACUCCACACGACUUGCUUGAUCAAGUUAUGCGGAAUGGCAGUGAUUUAUUUAAUGGAGACCUUGUGACUCAGUAUACCAAUGCUGGAGUGGUUCUUGAUUUUGUUUUCCCAGCCAAGCCUGAGGAUAUUGCGAAUGGAACUAUCAAGGAGAUUGGUCUUAAUAUGUGGGACGCAAAGUAUACGACAGACAUGUCAUUUCUUGGAGAAGAUACACCCAAUGUUACAGGGACCCACAACCGGGCGUACCUUCACCAUCUUUUGGAUGCACAUGAGAUGACAGCAUGGGUUCUUUUGCAGAUCCAUAAUCUGCAUGUAUUACGGAUAUUUUUCAAUGGAAUCCGGGCAUCUUUAGCGGCUGGGACUCUUGAGAGUGAUGUAGCUGCGUUUUUACAAGUUUACGGAGAUCGAGUAUCUGCAUUACAGGUCAAGCAGAGCAUCCAUGGAGAGGAAAAGUCUCGGAUGCCUAAAGCUCGCGCAUACAACAUUGGCCGGGAGGAGCUGAUUGAGCGGACACGGGGGUCAUCUGAGGGCCAAAAGUUGAAUUCGACUCGGUGGAGCAAAGAAAUGUAG